This is a messenger RNA of Metarhizium robertsii ARSEF 23, 708 nucleotides long. RefSeq names its product GCN5-related N-acetyltransferase (GNAT) domain protein. The record is from RefSeq and is a predicted model, not a curated record. Gene Ontology annotation, molecular function: protein N-terminal-serine acetyltransferase activity; protein-N-terminal-alanine acetyltransferase activity. NCBI's taxonomy places the organism in Eukaryota, Fungi, Ascomycota, Sordariomycetes, Hypocreales, Clavicipitaceae. The coding region runs from base 1 to 708 and encodes 235 amino acids. The transcript has a single exon.
AUGUCACUGCCAGUCGGCCCAUUGGUAUCGCCGCGCGAGGCCAUGCGCCCGACUCACGAGGCGCUCCACGGCCAGACAACGUCGCUCGUGCCGCUCGAAGCAGGCCACGCCGCCGGCCUGUUCAAGAACCUAGGCGGGCCAGAGAACCAUGCGCGGUGGACGUACAUGCUCACGGGGGGCUUUGCCACGCUCGCCGAGUGCCAGCGGGACAUUGAGGCAUGGAGCGGCGACGCGGCCCCGGACAGGCUCUACUACGCGGUGCUGUCUGGGCCGGCGGCGAGCGGUGCGCGCGAGCCCGAGCCCGAGGGCAUCAUGUGCUACCUGGCCGUGGAGCCGGGGCACCGGCGCCUCGAGAUUGGCGGCGUGGUGCUGGGCGCGGCGCUGCAGCGGACGCGCCGGGCCACGGAGGCGUUUUACCUGCUCAUCCGGCAUGCGUUUGAGGACCUGGGCUACCUGCGCGUCGAGUGGAAGGCCAACAGGCUGAAUGAGGCGAGUCUGAGGGCCGCCGAGAGGCUGGGGUUCACGUUUGAGGGCGUGUUUAGGAAGCACAUGGUUGUCAAGGGCCGCGAGAGAGACACGGCGUGGUUUAGCAUGACGGAUGGGGAGUGGGCGCGCGUCAAGAGGGGAUUCGAGGCGUGGCUGGACGACGGGAAUUUUGAUUGUGACGGGAGGCAGAGGAGGGGGUUGAGGGAGUGUAGGGAGGGUUGA